Messenger RNA from Dipodomys spectabilis (banner-tailed kangaroo rat), 2076 nucleotides. It is a transcript of the gene Krt4, whose product is annotated as keratin 4. The record is from RefSeq and is a predicted model, not a curated record. Gene Ontology annotation, cellular component: keratin filament. Gene Ontology annotation, biological process: intermediate filament organization; keratinization. The coding region runs from base 45 to 1631 and encodes 528 amino acids. The transcript is spliced from 9 exons. Gene Ontology annotation, molecular function: structural constituent of skin epidermis. Lineage: Eukaryota; Metazoa; Chordata; Mammalia; Rodentia; Heteromyidae.
CUCACCUCUGUUCAACAGCUCACAGCUCACUUCCUUCCUCAGCCAUGAUCGCUAGACAGCAGUAUGUUCGAGGAGGAUCUCGAGGCUUCAGCAGCGGCUCAGCCAUCGUUGGUGGGGGCAAGCGUGUUGCCUUCAGCUCGGCCUCCAUGUCAGGAGGUGCAGGACGCUGUUCCUCUGGGGGUUUUGGCAGCAAAAGCCUCUACAAUCUUGGGGGGAACAGGAGUAUUUCUUGCAGUGUGGCUGGGUCCCGCCAAGGCAUUGGCUUUGGGGGUGCCGGAGGCUUUGGUGCUGGCAGUUUUGGUGUUGGAGGCUUUGGUGCUGGCAGCUUUGGUGGUGGAUUUGGAGGCUCCUUUAAUGGCCGGGGUGGCCCUGGCUUCCCUGUGUGCCCUGCUGGGGGGAUUCAAGAGGUCACCAUCAAUCAGAGCCUGCUGACUCCCCUCCAUGUGGAAAUUGAUCCUGAGAUCCAGAGAGUCCGGACGGCGGAGCGUGAACAGAUCAAGACCCUCAACAACAAGUUUGCCUCCUUCAUUGACAAGGUGCGGUUCUUAGAGCAACAGAAUAAAGUCCUGGAGACCAAAUGGAGCCUCCUCCAGCAGCAGACGACCACCUCAUCUCCAAGAAACCUGGAUCUGUUCUUUGAGACCUACAUUAGUGCCUUAAGGAAGCAGCUGGACACCUUGGGCAACGACAAAGGGCGCCUACAGUCAGAGCUGAAGAUCAUGCAGGACAGUGUGGAGGACUUCAAGACCAAGUAUGAAGAUGAGAUCAAUAAGCGGACGUCUGCAGAGAAUGACUUUGUGGUUCUCAAGAAGGAUGUUGAUGCCGCCUACAUGACCAAGGUGGAGUUGGAGGCCAAGAUGGAUGGUCUUAAUGAUGAGAUCAGCUUCCUGAGGGUCCUCUAUGAAGCGGAGCUGUCCCAGAUGCAGACACAUGUCUCUGACACCUCUGUGGUGCUCUCCAUGGACAACAAUCGCAACCUAGACCUGGAAAGCAUCAUUGCUGAGGUCCAGGCCCAGUACGAGGAGAUUGCCAAGAGAAGCAAGGCUGAAGCUGAGGCCCUGUAUCAGACCAAGGUCCAGCAGCUCCAGACAUCAGUUGACCUACAUGGUGACAACUUGAAGAGCACUAAGAAUGAGAUCUCAGAGCUCAACCGGAUGAUCCAGAGGCUGAGGACUGAGAUUGAGAAUGUCAAGAAGCAGUGCCAGACUAUCCAGGCAUCUGUGGCUGAUGCAGAGCAGCGCGGGGAGCUGGCUCUCAAAGAUGCCUAUAGCAAGCGCACAGAGCUGGAGGCUGCCUUGCAGAAGGCCAAGGAGGAGAUGGCCCGGAUGCUGCGGGAGUACCAGGCACUUAUGAGUGUCAAGCUGGCUCUGGAUGUGGAGAUAGCUACUUAUAGGAAGCUGCUGGAGGGCGAGGAGUGCAGGAUGUCUGGGGAAUGCCAGAGUGCUGUGAGCAUCUCGGUAGUCGGUGGUAGUGUCAGCGCUGGAAGCAUUGGUGGAGGAUUAGGAAGCUACUCUGGAUUUGGCCUGGGUAGCGGCUUUGGUUCUGGCUCUGGAAGUGGUUAUGGAUUUGGUAGCCAUUCCAGCAGUAAGAUCAUCUCUUCUUCCACCCUGACCAAGAGGUCCCAGCGAUAGAGAAGAUGAGGCGCUGUAGGCCCCUGUGUCCAGCCCAGCCCUGAUGUCUUUGUGCUUCCUUCAUUUCACUUGUACCCUUUCUGCUGUUCAUCCUGCCAGAGAUGGGCCACUCUGCCUUGGGCUUGCUCUGCUCCAGGACAAUCCUCUUGGCCGGAAUGUGGACUCUGCCCUCUUGGAGUUUGGUAGUUUCUUCUCCAUUUAGGACUGGUGAUUUCCCCUGGUGUGAGAGGAGGGCUGUCAGCUUUGACCUCCCAUGCAUAGAGAAGAAAUGACCAGACCUGUCAAGAUCAUGUAUGUCCUCUCAUAGCUCCAUCAAACCAUAGCUAUGCAUCGAUAUUAACCAAACUCAGUCCCUAUCACCUGGCAGCAACUGGCUCUGAAAGGUUAGGAUGAGAACGUCUUAGUGUUCUGCUCAGCUCCGCUUGUUCCCUCUGUCCUCCAAUAA